ACUUUUUGUUCUAGGACCUCCGUGAUUAUCAACAAAAGAUGCCAAUCAGACAGCCUUAGCCAAAUCCCUGAAAGCCCAGUUCAAAAAGAAAAGAAAGAAAAAUCAGGUUUAAGACACAAGAAAAAGGAACGCAGCAAACCACAGCGCAGGAAAACUGGGCGCACACAGGCACGUAGGCUCCCCUGCAUGGAAACAGCAGGUUGUAACCGACUACCCGGAGAACGCGGAGCACCCCAGACAGGAACUUUAAAAGGAUUGAAAUCUGUUGCCUGUUCCACUAGGAAUAUUGUUUGCAAGGCACAAGGUGUCUUUUGGUAGUGAGUACCCUCUGCGCAUGCGCAGGUCCAUUCGGGAAUUACUGCCCAGCCGCCGACUAAGUUGCAUUCCUUGAAUCUUCGCAGAAAAGACAAUUCUUUCAUCAGAGUUAGUAAUGUGGACAGUACAAAAUCGAGAGAGUUUGGGGCUUCUUUCUUUUCCUGUGAUGGUUGCCAUGGUUUGUUGUGCACACAGCUCCAAUGAACCCAGCAACAUGUCAUACGUGAAAGAGACAGUGGACCGACUGCUGAAAGGAUAUGACAUUCGCUUGCGGCCGGACUUCGGAGGGCCCCCGGUGGACGUCGGGAUGCGGAUCGAUGUCGCCAGCAUAGACAUGGUCUCGGAAGUGAACAUGGAUUAUACACUCACCAUGUAUUUCCAGCAGUCUUGGAAAGACAAGAGGCUUUCAUAUUCUGGCAUCCCACUAAAUCUGACCCUCGACAACAGGGUAGCUGACCAACUCUGGGUACCAGACACCUACUUUCUCAAUGACAAGAAAUCAUUUGUGCAUGGGGUCACAGUGAAAAACCGAAUGAUAAGGCUGCAUCCUGAUGGAACUGUCCUCUAUGGACUACGGAUCACAACCACCGCUGCAUGCAUGAUGGAUCUUCGAAGAUAUCCUCUGGAUGAGCAAAACUGCACCCUGGAGAUUGAAAGUUAUGGCUACACCACCGACGACAUCGAGUUUUACUGGAAUGGAGGAGAGGGAGCAGUAACCGGGGUCAAUAAAAUCGAGCUUCCUCAGUUUUCAAUUGUUGACUACAAGAUGGUGUCCAAGAAGGUGGAGUUUACAACAGGGGCAUAUCCACGACUAUCACUAAGUUUUCGUCUAAAAAGAAACAUCGGAUACUUCAUUUUGCAGACCUACAUGCCUUCCACACUGAUUACAAUUCUAUCCUGGGUGUCAUUUUGGAUCAACUAUGAUGCAUCUGCAGCCAGAGUCGCACUAGGAAUUACCACGGUGCUGACAAUGACAACCAUCAGCACUCACCUCAGGGAGACUCUGCCAAAGAUCCCCUACGUCAAAGCGAUUGACAUCUACCUGAUGGGCUGUUUCGUGUUCGUGUUCCUGGCUCUGCUGGAAUAUGCUUUUGUAAAUUACAUUUUCUUCGGGAAAGGCCCUCAGAAGAAGGGAGCAAGCAAACAAGACCAGAGUGCCAAUGAAAAGAAUAAACUGGAGAUGAACAAAGUCCAGGUCGACGCCCAUGGCAAUAUUCUCCUCAGCACCCUGGAAAUCAGGAAUGAGACCAGCGGCUCCGAGGUGCUCACGGGUGUGAGUGACCCCAAGGCCACCAUGUACUCGUAUGACAGUGCCAGCAUCCAGUACCGCAAGCCGCUGAGCAGCCGCGAGGGCUUCGGGCGCGGGCUGGACAGGCACGGGAUGCCCGGCAAGGGGCGCAUCCGCAGGCGCGCCUCGCAACUCAAAGUGAAGAUCCCUGACUUAACUGACGUGAACUCCAUAGACAAGUGGUCCCGAAUGUUUUUCCCCAUCACUUUUUCUCUUUUUAAUGUCGUUUAUUGGCUUUACUAUGUCCACUAAGGUCAGUCUCAUGGUUUCAUUUAGACUCUUUUCCUUGGCUUGUUUUCUAACCCCACAGGUUCCCAACAGCGAUCACUGCUGUGGUUUUUGAGGUAAGAGAUUCAGCCAUCCAAUUGGUUUUCGUGUCAGUUUUUAUUAUCACACCAUGUUUACUUCAACAACAACAAAAGGGUAUUUUUUUCCUGUCUACUGUGGUCCAGGUUAUUAGCUCUGUAAGAGUUCCGUCGAUUGCUUUGUUUACAAACACAAGAAAGAGAGGUAGAUGGGUGGUAGCUAUUGUUGGCAGCCUUUCCUAGUUGCCCUGGAUCUUGCCGAAUAAUUUGAAAACGAAAAUGUACAAUGGACCUUGCUGUCCACCUGCACUGUGUUCUGAGUAAACUGUAAUCAUCUCAUUCUGCCAAAAACAAAACAAAAAAAAAUGUUUUUAAUGACAAGAAAAAGAAAAAAAAAACUAACUUCAGCAUCUCAGAAGAAUAAAGCCAUUGAUAAGCUGCAGGUUUCCAGGAAGUGGGGAUAUAAUGCUGACAGUUUCCCUUCCCUCUGAGUCCCUUCCUGAAGGCUUCUCAGCUCUGUAGAAGAGGGACAUCAAAGCUAAUGUCAGUCACCUUUUCUCCCAAACUCACCCUCCAUCGAACAAUGACCAUGGAGAUCCUUACCAAUGCUUCUUUCUCAAACUGCCCAGAUGUUCAAAGUUAGUAUUAGAAUCCAGCCUGAUCUAACCGGUAGUCACUGAGAACAUUUUUCUUUUCUUCUCAAGAAUAAAGAGUUUGGGGGACAAUCAAUAUUUUUCUGGCUGGCCGUUAUGGAAAGCAGCUAUGACUCUCCUUCAUGAGCCUUAGAAUCUCCUAAUGCCAUGAAACCAUGUGAUCAUAUUUCCACAGUUCCUGCUCCAGAAAAAGGAGAGAGAGGAUAUAUGAGGUCCAGCCAGUGGGGGAUUUGAAGGAGGUAGAGACAAUUUUUUUUUUCUCAAGGAAAAUUUAUUUCUAUGAGAAAGGCAAGACUUACAUGUUAUGAGAAGGGUACCUGAGCAGUUACCUGAACUGCCAAGUCUUAAGUCAAAUUGUAUGUAUUGCUUAGCCUUCCAGACAGCAGCAUCUAAUGGUGACAAGCUCAUCACACAGGACUCGACUGGAACUUUUUGAUUCUGUUCACUGAGCUCUGCAUUUCAAACUACAAAAUGGAUGGCCCAGGAAAUGCUCAUCCACCACGUCAGUGUCUUCCUCCAAAGCCAGAUUUCCAGCUAAAAACAAAAAAAAAAAAAAACAAAAAGAAAAAGAAAAAAGAAACUUUAUUAAAGCAAAAUCGCAGAAAGAGAAGAAACUCAUAAUGACAAAAUACCGAGCCUUUAACCAUGCACACCAGCCCCUGAAGAGUGGACCCUGCCUGUCUACACUCAUUAAUCACUGUCAUUAUUGCACAGCCUCUCCUGUGCUCAUGGAUGACUCUGGGUCGUGGUUCUCGUGACUUUCAGUAAAGCAACACAAUUCUAAAGAUGCUCAACAAGCUACUGUUAAGUUCUUCCCAUUUUAUGUCAUUAAAACCUCAUUUUCUUUCGGAAUGAGCUUGUCAAAUUAUAUAUGUUUAUUUGCAAGGUUGAGUGAGACCACAAAUUGACUAACCACGAACGGAGGCCACUUUGGUACACGACCCAUGCACGGGACGAGGAAAUGAAGGAGUAGACAUCAGGAUGACUGCCUCAUUUGAUAGUCUGGCUCUCCUCUCAGAAGAGAAUCAAUGUGCAGAGUAGUGGGAGCUGCUACAAUUAUCGUCACAAUGGGAAAGGGAAAGCUGAAAUUCCUAUGAAUGAGCCCAAGGGCAGAAUACGGAAAAAAUACAGUUAGAAAGCAAGAGGAAAAGAGAAACCUUAAAUGAGUGAGUGGGGCUGGAUGUAAUAACAGACACUAUUAAAAAUAUAAAAGUCCCACUACACAUUUAAAAAACAAAAACUGAUCACAGCAAUUUCUUGAGGAGUGCUGGGAUUUUGAGGACAAAUUCUCACUUAGGUUUUCAGGAAGUAUAAACACGCUUCCCAGGCUGAGCAAUCUUCAAACUGUGGUCACAGGGUCAUCCAUGCAUGUAAAGCUCUGCUCAGUUCUCAGCAGGCUGAGAUGCCUUGCCAUGAAUAAUGCCAGGACAGAGUAGAACAUGGUCCUGUCUGUAAUGGGACCUUCCUGUUGCCUAUGAAGACUCAGGAACCACUUUGCAGUCAUUUAGUUUAAACAUUAGGAAGGGAAAUUACGUGCCUGAUGCUGAACAGAAAUUAAUCAUUCUGAUGUCAAAGCUGUUUAAAAGACUUUUAAGACAGGAAUACUGAAUCUAGAGAAGUAUCUACUUAAAUCUUCUCAUAAAAGAUUGUGAUAAUUUGUUUUUUCGUACUACAUUUUCCUUUUUAAAAUCUAAAGUGAUUUUGUUAUAGUUUUAGAUUUAAAGCAUCUUUAAAAAAAAAACAUUUUGAACUCCUACAUUUUAACCUUCUAAAAUGUAAACGUGAUUAGGCCCGCACUGCCCACUAGGCAUGAAUGGUAUGGGGAUCACAGCCAUGAUUAUGCAAAUCCAAUCAAAUGGCUUUGAUCUCAGAGGCAAGGGAAGCCCACAGCAUUGAAAAGCUGUCCUGCUUAUGGGUCACGAUCUUUGUCCUAACUUCUGAACACAUCCCGGACUAAUCCUUUCCUCUCUGCUCCCUUCACAAGCCAAACACUGACAGGGAAGCACCUUCCUUCUCUGGCUUUCUCCCUCUUCUUGCCCUAAAUGUUGUGAAUAGAACAUAAAAGUUAUUAGACAUUCUGAAAUGUCCUCACACUGGCCCCCAUUCUUGAAAGAUUCAGAUUACGUCAUACAAAGGUUAUUGUUUAACUAUUAUUGAAUUGAUUUCUUUUGCCCUGGAAAUAGCCAAAAUCCCCUGCAUCGAGGAACAGAAGAAACUGAAACCGGAAGACUCCCUUAUGCCCCAUUUACACCCAGAGAACCCCAUAUUUCACAGUUCAGCUGUGGGACAGAUUGUGUGGAAGACUUACCCUGCUGUGAGCAGGGGAGACAUCACACCUUUUACUUAACAAUGCUGACUGCACACUUAUCCCUUCGUCUCAGAUUUUUUCCCCCUUGGCUUGAAAUAUCAGAUGUUCCUUCCAGUUAGCAGUUCUCUGAGGCAAAGACCCAGGUAAAGACUUAUUCCUGCUUGAGUAAUCCAGGAUUAGUAUCUCCAUCUCCUCUGUUGCCAAAUAAAAACAGCAGCUGGCAGGCAUGUCUGUUGAGUGAAUAAGAUGUGUUUGUGUACACACCACCUUUAUUAUGCAUUACAGUCAGUGAUGGAUCUUAAAAAUUCAGUGAGAAAAAAUGUGGUGCAGAGAAAAAGAGUAAUAGUUCCAGGGUCCAAAAGGCUGGAAUUUCCUUAAAAAGCAAGUCAUAGGAAAUUGACAAAAUUCCACUGUCCUAAAGUCAACGACUAUUUUAUGACUGUUUGUUUAGAAAGGGUUUGGUUACAAUCUGCCAAGCUACACCAAAAGGAUACAGGACAGUCCUUCUAGAAGGAAACGGUCUCCAAGUUGGAUAGUAUCUUGUCAAAGGGGGAUGCGCUGCCGUUCGUUUAUUAAAGUAUAAUGACGUAUCCUAGGAAGGGGUGAAAGGAAUGUGCAAAUGUUUGCUCAAGAUGGUUCAGUCAGCAGUUUCUGAGUUGAACCGAAGAGACAAACAUACAUCUGGAAAAAAAAAAAAAAAAAAGCAAAGGUCCAUUUGCUUUUGGAAUGUGGACUACUACUGUGUGAACGUCCUUGUAAAUUCUGUACAUAGUUCACUGAACUGUCCCCUGUAGUGUGGUGGUCUUCAACUUUGGGGGGAUGUUUGAACAACCUGAGCACUGUAAAUAAUGUAAGCUUACGAAGCAUUUGCUUUUAUUCAUAAAGUGAAAUGAUUAGUGAUUUGGGCCCAAACCAGAAUCUCUCCAGCUCUUGCUCUUUCAUGCAUUCAGUCAUGUGACUCUGCUGUAAGCCAUAGCCAGGUGUCUGUGAUCACUGCCUCAUGCCUUUACCCACUCAAAGGGACAGCAGCUGCCUAGAAGGCUGCCAACCUGUGGGGCCAAAGAACAGAGCACCAGCAGAAACAGGAAAGGGAGCAAUCUGCUCCUUGAACAGUCAUGAAAAGUAGAUACUCUGUUUUCAGUCACUGUGGCUAUUCGUAUCAAGGACUGAAUUACUGAUGCUGCUUCAGGGGUCAGGGAUGGAAGGGAUGCUCAAAAUCCACAGGUAAUCCAAAGCUUUGUCUGCACCAAUAGCUUUAGCAUCUAACUUCUUUUCCACUACAUUUUCUAGAACUUCUAAUAAGACUAGAAAUGAAUAGAAUUGAUGGAUUUGAUCAGGGUGAAUAAUAAAUAUCCAAAGGAUAGGCAGGGGUACAGGGAGAAACAAUAAAGUCCUGGAUAGCACCAGGUGGCAGACACAUACCCGAAAGGUACAUAGGUAACUAUGUCCUUACUUCUAAAGGUAGAGAAAAAUUUUGGUACAAACUGAUCAAGAAGGCAAACACAGGUAUUUAACUUGGGGAAAGAGUAUGUGCAGUGUGAGCUGCUUGAAUUUGAAGAACCUGGUAAUUAAAAAGUUCCGGAUAUUCUUUUCUCCAAGUUUUCGGAGUUCUUUUCAAAAGUCUUCAAGAUGUGGGCUGUUAUGGCAUGGAAUGUGUUUCCAUGCAAACUGCCAAUCCCAGAGAGAGUGACAGCACCAAAAGACAUUCAAGCCAUUGAAGACCGAGAUUGGUUUCUCAGUGUUAAAGGGAAAGGUGCCCUCCUUGGAGGUAAAAUCCUUUGUGUCAUUUUACAUGGUAGCAGAGUAUACAUGGGGAACUAUUAUUUUGGGAUAUUUUAAUUCCAAGAUGUGACCCACAACUACCUGAACACACAAAACAUACCUUGUUGGAACUAAUCCAUUCUGCCAAUUUUCAGGUUAGAACACACCGUGAUUUUUACCUUAGCUUUUCUUCAGAUAACACAUCAGCUGGAAUGAUUGAAAGUGUAAUUGUUGGGAGCUACAGCAAGCAUUUGAUAGAAAUUCUUUAUAAUAAAUGAAUUACAAAACAGAAAAUAUUCAAUUCCUAGAAGGGUAGGAAUGAGGAUUCUGUGUUUUGACACCUCCCAUGGCAGGAAUUUCCCAUUAAAAUUGAAGCAGUCUAACAGAUUUUUCUUGUUUCUCUUUUACCUAAUCAGAAGUCUUUGGCAUAUUAAGGGACUUGCAUCAAGAGACUCAGAACCAUUUUUGAUUGGAUCCCAAACCUCUUGUGUAUCAUGGAUUUAUCACACACACACACACACACACACACACACACACACACACACACACACACACACACACACAUCCAAUGGGAAUUCAAAUUGGGAAAACUGAUACUCCUGAACCAGUUGAGAAGGAAUUCCACUCUCCAGAGCAACAAUCCCCAUAUAUUCUGUCCUGUGGACAAUCAAAACAAGUCAGUACACACCAGAGAGAUCAAAUAACCUGUUAUAUUUGCCUUAGGGAUACAGGGUCACAGAUACAUUCAUUAAAAUCGUCUCAUUCCAAAGCCAAAGGAUGAUCAAGAGCAAUAUUAUUACCUGGCUCUUGCCUUUUCCCGGGUUUCCCUUUGAGGAGAAACAGGAAAGAGGAGAUACUCCCAAAUAUAUUUUUAUAUGUUCAAAUAACUAAAAUAUUAUAUGUGUAUUUUGAAAUUUUGGAUUUUAUAAAAUAGAUGAACUUCUGUGUCUUAUUCUUUCCCAACUACAUACCCAAUAAAAUCAAUUCCUUUACUUAUUGCCCAUCUCAUUUCCAAAGCUCAUAUGCUAUCUUGCUUAUAUUUAGAUGGCAGCUUCAAUCUUUGAACUUACAUUGUAUUUCUUCAUUAAAUUCACAAACAAAAAAAAUAUAAUUCUUCCCAAUUUCUACUCAUAAUGCCUUUAAAAGGUCUUCAGAGGCGAAUCUUUUAAUUGUGGCUACCUCUGAAAACCCUUGAAUUAUUUUUGUUUGUUUUUUUAAGAGUACACAUGUUUACAAACAUCUUCUCUCUCCCAACUUUUUUUCAGAAUACAGUAGAAAUGAAAAUAAUGAGCUUAGACCUGUGGAUGAUUAUGUUAUCUAUACCGUACACCAUACAACAUGCACUAUAAUAUUGAAAGGCUAAACAGUGGUGGAGAGAGGGAGAGAUAAUGAUGGAAGACACCUUGGAAUCAGGGUGGAGGUAUGCCUCCACUCAGGUCUGUGAUUCUUGAUAUGCCAGCAGAUGACUUCGAGUUCUCUUCCAGAACCAAGUGUCAAAGGUUAGAGGAGCUCAUUUACGUGGGAGUUUAACAAAUGGUGCCAGUUCACCAUGGUCCCUGCUGAUGCAGCCCCACAAAUCUAAUCCUAGUCUUUCCUGCAUGCCUUUGAGAGUCAGCCACUUGGUGUCAAGCUAAUUGAGGACUACUCAUAGUUCUUCCAAACCUCAUCCAAUACGCAGUUACACAGGCAAGUAGCAAAAUUAUUUUACUGCUUUUAUGAUAUUCUGUGCUACAAUCUUCCAUUUUAGGAAAGUAUCUUUAAGGGACUCUCAGAUAACAUUCAUCCAUGUGAUCUACUCUUUGUUUUUAGAUCUUUAGAAGAUACAGAUGUUCUUAAACCAUAUCCUCUGUAAAUGGUCAAGAAAAAGCCAUAAAACUCUCUUUUGUGGAUGGAAAAGCCAAAUUCUAGCCAGCAACUGAGCCCAAACAUAUUCCAAUGACAUCUGCAGUUAUGAACUUCUUAUCUCUCUAUGUCCCUAGAAUGAAACGACCAAAUACUCUUGAGCUUUCAAGCCAGAUGCAGCUUCCAUUCUAGAUGAAAGAGAUUCUGGGUCCUUAGAACCCAUUACUCAUCUUUCUUUCUCCUUUCCCCUUGUGUCCUGCUAUACCACUUGACCACUCCAAUUAGUCUGAUGUUUGAGAUACAGCCAUGGCCAAAAACUGAAAGUUUAUUAGAUUGUGAUUAGUCUUGCGGUUAUUCACCAGCCAAUGUACCCUCCCCAUCCUAGUCUCUGAACAUGAUCACCAAAAUGAUUUCUGCAAGUAUCCUUCACUUUUACUGAGUGUUCAUGAUUCUCCUGGAGCCUUCAAACUGGUGAAAAUUCUUAGGAUAUUCUUUCCCCAUCCAAUUGCAAAGUGUCUGUGGGUCUGUUAUACAUGGCUUUAAUUGUGCUCAUGUGUUUUCUUCUAUAUCUUAUUUGUUGAAAUAUUUUAUCAUUUAUUAUAUUGAAUUUUUUAAAGAAAAUUGUUAGGAUAAUGCCUAGACAUACCAUUUUUCUGCUGUAUGUCAGGCUAUGAAUGGAACACCUUCUUUUUUUUACAAAAUUAGCUGAGUGGUCUGCUCCCUGCCUCAGGCAUCCUUCAAAGAUGAUUCUUCCAACUUCCCUAUGUGCUGGUACACUCCUGCUCCUCAUAAAGCAAUGAGGUGAUUGCUUUCUUUUCUGCUUUCCCGUGGUGUUUUUGACCUCUAGAUGGAGUCACAUCUAACAACAUCAUUUUUUUCCAGAGAAAGGAGGCAUUCCUAAUUGUUGAAGUCCUAACAGAGGUGAGGUUAGUAUUUUCUAACACAGGAGUAUCUGCUGAGAUCCAUUCAGGUGCAAGUGACAAAAGAUGACUCUCAAAGGAUUUUUGUACAAUCAAAACAUUGAUAGCUCAUAUAACAGUAGGAUUCGAAGAAGAGACUCAUGUAGAUUGCUUAUUUCAGGAAUAUAAGACCCAAGACACUUCUUGGGCUCUCUGAAUAUUAUCAGCACUCAGUUUAGCUGCAACAGGGUUGCACAAACUAUUCCUCAGAUAUUCAUACUGAGGGACAGAAACAGGGUAAGUCUUGCCUUGGGUUACUUUGUAAAGUCAAGGAACUCUUUCCUCAUCUCAGCCCCUGAAACCAUCCUUUUUGUCCUGUUGGCCAAAGGUUAAGUUAGACAUUGUUCUUGAACCAUUCACUGAAGAGUGUGGUUAUCAUGACUGGCUUAUAACAAAUACCCAGAGCUGUACCAUAUAAAAGUUAAUUAAUAACAAGUAUAGAAAAUCCUUUCCCACCAAAAUAUAACAGCACUUUGCUCUACAUCCCAGCCCUAUAAAGAUAUAACACCAGUAUGGGGACACAGAAGCCCAAAUAGCUUAAAUAACUUACCCAGAUCUGAUAGUUACUGGUUUAGUGGGUAUUCAUUCCCAAUUUUUCUGCCUCCAAAGGCAAAGUUUCUACCUCUCCCAUAUGAUCUAUAUUUAAUCUCUUUGACCUCAAUGAUACAGGCUUUUAGAGCAAUUCAAAGAUGUGUGAAACUUGGAAGAAGAGAGCUCUCACAUCCAA
Molecule: messenger RNA, 10158 nt
Organism: Peromyscus leucopus (white-footed mouse)
Lineage: Eukaryota; Metazoa; Chordata; Mammalia; Rodentia; Cricetidae
Gene: Gabrb1
Product: gamma-aminobutyric acid type A receptor subunit beta1
Exons: 9
Coding region: 431-1855 (474 amino acids)
Biological process (GO): nervous system process; regulation of membrane potential; monoatomic ion transmembrane transport
Cellular component (GO): synapse; neuron projection; GABA-A receptor complex
Molecular function (GO): GABA-A receptor activity; neurotransmitter receptor activity; extracellular ligand-gated monoatomic ion channel activity
Source: RefSeq, a predicted model, not a curated record